AUGUCCGCCCCCAACCCCGGCCGCCAAUCCCCCUCCCCGGAGCGCCAAACCGGCGCGCAGCAGCGGGAUCCCAUCUCGCAGGGCAAGGCGCAGCACAAGUACCCGCCCCCGGAGCACUCGACCCAGGGCCAAGGAUUGUCGCAGGAGGAGCAGACCGCCGGCCUGUCGAGUAACCCCAAGCAUCCGUUGGAGGAUAUAGAGGCCGCGAAGUUUACUAAGGGGAGUGUUUCCAGCGCAUUCACUGAAGUAUUACAUGAACAGAAGUCGUGA
Molecule: messenger RNA, 270 nt
Organism: Aspergillus heteromorphus CBS 117.55
Lineage: Eukaryota; Fungi; Ascomycota; Eurotiomycetes; Eurotiales; Aspergillaceae
Exons: 2
Coding region: 1-270 (89 amino acids)
Source: RefSeq, a predicted model, not a curated record